UGAUGAGGUACAUCGAUGGGCGGGUGCCUCUGCUCGCUUCCUCUUUGCUGGAUUUAUGCUUUUUGGGCUUCGACCUUUGAGUUACGCCUUUGCUGUGCGCGUGCGGGUUCGAGAAGAGGGAAGCGAGAAGCGGCAGCGAGAAGGAAGGGAUCUGCGGAUACAGAGAGGGGGUUGGUCUGGGGAUUCGUUGCUUGUGGGCGAAUCAAGGAUUGAAGGUUGAAGUGCGGAGGUGGGUUUUGCUUCUGGAUUCGGACACUCAAGCUAAGCCAGAUGUCAUUUGACUCAUUCCGGAGCAUUGUUCGUGAUGUGAGGGAUAGCUUUGGUAGUUUGUCAAGGCGGAGUUUUGAAGUGAGGCUUUCAGGCUUUUCUGGCCAUCAUAAAGGGAAAUCUCAAGGUUCUGUUUAUGAUGCCCAUGAACCCCUUCAAGUUGUUCAGCAAAGUCGCUGGGCUACUCUUCCUUCGGAGCUACUUUUUGAUGUGAUUAAAAGGUUAGAAGAAAAUGAAGCUACAUGGCCAUCGCGCAAGCAUGUUGUGUCAUGUGCAGCUGUGUGCAAAUCAUGGAGGGAGAUGUGUAAAGAGGUAGUAAGAAGUCCAGAGUUUUCUGGGAAGCUCACUUUUCCUGUAUCUUUAAAACAGCCUGGAGCUCGAGAUGGGGUAAUCCAAUGUUUCAUCAAGAGGGAUAAGUCAAAAUCAACUUAUCAUCUCUAUUUAUGUCUUAGUUCUGCUGUGCUUGUUGAGAAUGGUAAAUUUCUCUUAUCAGCUAAGAGAAAUCGGAAACCAACUUGUACCGAAUACACCAUUUCGAUGGAUGCUGGCAACAUAUCACGCUCAAGCAGCACCUACAUCGGGAAAUUGAGGUCAAAUUUUGUAGGGACAAAGUUCAGGAUCAAUGAUACUCAGCCUCCAUACAACAGGGCUGCUAUUUGCCCUACUGGUCGAACCAGCCAUAGAUUCUACUCAAAGAAAGUUUCACCCAAGGUGCCAUCAAGCAGCUAUCCCAUAGCUCAGGUGACAUAUGAAUUGAAUGUUCUCGGAACUCGAGGACCACGACGGAUGCACUGUGUCAUCCACUCUAUCCCAGCAUCCUCCCUUGAGCCCGGUGGCGCGGUCCCUGGACAACCUGACAGUCUAGUUACUCGCAACUUUAAUUCUUUCCGCAGCCUUUCCUCCGCGUCCUCUUACAUGGACCGCUCCUUCGAUUUUAGCAGUUCGCGGUUCUCUGAUAUUUCUGGAGGAGCUGAAGAGACCGAUGCAAAGGAGAGACCGUUAGUACUCCGAAACAAACCACCUCGUUGGCAUGAGCAGCUACAAUGUUGGUGCCUCAACUUCCGGGGCCGUGUGACGAUUGCCUCUGUGAAGAACUUCCAGCUGAUCGCCGCUCCACAACCCGCUGCUCCCAACCUAGCAACCACCACACAGCCAGCUGCACCGGGUCAUGAUAAGAUCAUACUUCAGUUUGGCAAGGUUGCGAAAGAUAUGUUCACCAUGGACUACCGGUACCCGCUUUCAACAUUCCAAGCUUUUGCUAUCUGUUUGAGUAGCUUCGAUACCAAAUUGGCCUGUGAAUAGAAUGAAGAGAAAACAGGAAACGAUAAGCAAUCACCCUGGUGCCGUUUUGUUGCUAUUCUUGCUGGAUAUUGUAAAACUGCAGCAUCUAAUUCUUAAGUAUUAGCUUGUCAUAGUUUUACAGUUCA
This is a messenger RNA of Zingiber officinale, 1694 nucleotides long. RefSeq names its product tubby-like F-box protein 8. The transcript is spliced from 5 exons. NCBI's taxonomy places the organism in Eukaryota, Viridiplantae, Streptophyta, Magnoliopsida, Zingiberales, Zingiberaceae. Gene Ontology annotation, molecular function: protein binding. Bases 271 to 1569 code for a protein of 432 amino acids. The record is from RefSeq and is a predicted model, not a curated record.